Messenger RNA from Tympanuchus pallidicinctus (lesser prairie-chicken), 2898 nucleotides. RefSeq names its product serine and arginine rich splicing factor 10 (gene SRSF10). Gene Ontology annotation, molecular function: RNA binding. NCBI's taxonomy places the organism in Eukaryota, Metazoa, Chordata, Aves, Galliformes, Phasianidae. The coding region runs from base 216 to 1001 and encodes 261 amino acids. The record is from RefSeq and is a predicted model, not a curated record. The transcript is spliced from 6 exons.
GCACGCGCAGUAAGGGCUGCGCGGGUUUUGGCGCCCGUGGCUCCUUUCUGCGCGCGUUCUUUUUCGCGCGGAGUUCUCGCCGGAAGCCCUGCGAGAAGUCUCGCGAGAGGCGGCGGGCGGGCGGCGGUGGCGCUGCGUGCUGCUUGGAGGGUCGCCUCAGCCUCGGCUCCCGCCGCGCCCGGGCCCCGCCGCUCGCCGCCCCUCGUGCCGCCGCCAUGUCGCGCUACCUGCGCCCUCCCAACACUUCGCUCUUCGUGCGGAACGUGGCCGACGAUACCCGGUCUGAAGACUUGCGCCGUGAGUUUGGUCGUUAUGGGCCUAUAGUUGAUGUAUACGUUCCGCUUGACUUCUACACUCGUCGUCCCAGAGGAUUUGCUUAUGUUCAAUUUGAAGAUGUCCGCGAUGCUGAAGAUGCUCUCCAUAAUUUGGACCGAAAGUGGAUUUGUGGUCGGCAGAUAGAAAUCCAGUUUGCGCAGGGCGAUCGGAAGACACCAAAUCAAAUGAAAGCCAAGGAGGGGAGAAACCUAUACAGUUCUUCUCGUUAUGAUGACUAUGACAGAUACAGGCGAUCUAGGAGCCGGAGUUACGAAAGGAGACGAUCUAGAAGUCGCUCUUUUGAUUACAGCUAUAGAAGAUCAUAUAGUCCCAGAAAUAGACCUACUGGAAGACCUCGUCGUAGCAGAAGCCAUUCGGACAAUGAUAGGUUCAAACACCGCAAUCGAUCUUUUUCAAGAUCUAAGUCCAAUUCAAGAUCACGAUCCAAGUCACAGCCCAAGAAAGAAAUGAAGGCUAAAUCACGGUCUAGGUCUGCAUCUCACACCAAAUCUAGAGGCACUUCUAAAACAGAUUCUAAAACACACUAUAAGUCCAGCUCAAGAUAUGAAAAGGAGUCGAGAAAAAAAGAACCAGCUAGAUCCAAAUCACAGUCAAGAUCACAUUCUAGAUCUAGGUCAAAAUCCAGAUCAAGGUCUUGGACUAGUCCCAAGUCCAGUGGCCACUAAUAGUGAGUCCACGUUGGUUUUAGGCAUGUAAGACUCAUUUACACACAGUUCAGUUUACUUAAAUUAUCAGGAAUAUGAUGUUGCAACAGUGCUAAAAAAAUCUUUUCUUCGUCAGUUUUCCCUGUAGCAGACAACAAUGGUUAAAGUUUAAAACAGUGUGGAGCAGCCACUGAGACAGAGGGAGAGAGAGAGAGAAUGUCCUCUUGGUUACGUGUUAUGGGCAGCUCUGAAUUGAUUGUGGUGUCUCAAUGUAUAUUUUUGUAAAGAUUUGCAUUUUGAAUGCUUAGAUAUCGGUGAUGACUUGAUUGGUCGUAAUUUGCAACCUUGUCCUGUUCAAAAUGUCAUGCCCAUAGCAAUUGAUACCAGUUUGUACUGAACAGUUAAACCAGCUGUUUAACGUGUUCUUUAACGCUAAACGUUGUGAUGAAAUGGAAAACUGGACAGCUGUAGCGCAACACUGACUGCUGUGAAAUGCAGACUGGUAAUUUUACGUUUUCAUUGUUCAGAGGCAGGUUUCUGUGUUCUCCAUGCCCAGUGACAAGUAGGUUUGUAAAUGGAGCUCUGUGGAGAGAGAUUUUUGAAAUUUCUCUGCCAUCUGGAGAGGUGGAGCUAGCGCUGCAUGUACUGCACGGGACACAGCUGGUCUUGGAAGCCCGGUCAGAGGCUGUGCAGUGUUGUGACUUGUCAGGAAAGGGGCUUCACUGCUCUUGGCCUGGCUGCUAAUACUAAAUAUGUGAGGGUUGAGGGGGGGGACCUUGAAAUGGAAAAUUAAAUUCGGAUUCCAGAAAAUGGCAGAGCAUCUAAAUAUUAGGUUGUGUGUAUAUUUUACGCAGUUUUUGUAUCUAUUCUAAAUUUUAGUGAGCAGUUAACCAUGAAAUUGCUUAGUUUUCCCGCUGUUAGAUGCAAGUAGAUUGUUUCAAGUUGUGUGUGUACAGUAUAUAAGAACUCAGCUUUUAUGCCAAUGACUCCUGUGGUUAGUUGGUGUAUUCAUAGGUAUAAAACUGUAGCCAUCUCUCUUCUCGAGUAAAAAAGGCUUGCUUUUAUACAUUGAGAAAUAUUUAGUCAAGCAAGUCUGAAUCACUUCUUCCUCAGAAUGGAUAGUGGUUUGGUUACAAAAUUUCAUUUUACUUAAGAACAAGUGUUUAAAGUUGGAUAUGAACAAGAGCUGCAUCUCUAGCUAUUUAGUUUCACUAAUGCAGUGCAUUUAGUAAAUCAAAUGUGAAAAAUAACAAAACCAGUGUGUAAUCUUAACAGUAUUUCUCUAGAAGAAGGCAAGAUAUUUUGUUAUGAAAAUGGCUUUUGGCAUUGUUUUUUUUUUCUCUUUGUCUUAAAAAGCCAGCAUCAGACACCCGGUGUUCCAUGCUGUCUGUGUAGUGAAUGAAGACACAAAUUUCAAAAAGAUCAUCUUUAGAGAAGUGUUUUAGGGUUUGGUUUUAGUGUUCAGCAGGGCCUUUCAAGAAAUGCAAAUGGCUUUUAAAUGUUAGUGGCAGAACGUGCUUAGGGGAUUGAUUCUAGGAACCUUGGUACGUUUGAUGGUGUUUCUAACUUUUUCCUUUACUGUUUGCAGUUACUGUUCAUGUUCUGCUAUGCAAUCAUUUAUAUGCACGUUCCUUUAGUUUUGUAGACUUUCCUGGAUGUAUAGUUUAAAAACAGCAUAAAGUCUAUUUAAAACUGUAGCAGUAGUGUGCAGCUCUAGCAGAGGAAAGUUGUGGGAUUAAACUUUGUAUUUCCUUUCUUAUAGAGGCUUCUAAAAAGGUAUUUUUAUAUGUUCUUUUUAACAAAUAUUGUGUACUACCUUUAAAACAUCAAUGUUUUGAUCAAAAUAACUAAAGACCCAGCUUAUUUUCUGCUUGCUGUAAAUUUAGCAAACAUGCUGUAAUAAAAAAAAUGAAGGAAA